AUGUUCGUGCAUCAUUAUGGCAAUCGUUCCGUCAUGGAUGAUGUACCAAUACCUAUGAGUGCACUGUUUGCACACGAUGCAUUGCUUGUGGCAAGUAAUGCGAUUGACAUUGUUUUAAAAAAGUACGGCCAUGAUUUAUUCUCCAACGUAUUCAGUCAAAAUCAACUGUAUAAUGCUGGUCAGCCAGGAAUACAUUGCAAGCGUGAUCUGCAACAUGCUACUUCACAUUUAAUGCCAUUCGAAUUCGGUGAUAAAAUUAUCGAAGCCAUUAGAGAGGUAAAACUGGACGAAACUGAUGGAACGCUUACUGGUCAAAUACAGUUCACUAAGUCGCUAAGCAGAACAAAUUUCUCAGCGAAAGUAGUCGAAAUCAAUCCAAGCGGAAGAAGUCUAUAUAGCGCUCGAAACAUGUAUGAUUGGAGACAGGGUGUGGGAUUCAUGAUGAAUGUAGAAAGUAAGCCGAGUUUGUUGAGGAAAGAAACUAUCACUCGUCUGCAGCAUCGAUCUAAUAGGCUGCAUAUUGUAACGGUCCUGGUAAAACCGUUCGUGAUGUUAAAGAGGACGAUUCCUGGAGAGCCCGCUCAUGUCGGUAAUGACCGUUUUGAAGGAUACUGUAUUGAUUUGAUAAAACUGUUGGCAAUGAAUAUCAGCGGUUUUGAUUCUUAUGAAAUAUUCAUUGCUGAAGGAAAUAAAUAUGGACAACGUCAGGAUGAUGGUUCCUGGGACGGAAUGAUUGGAUAUUUACUGAACGAGACAGCGGAUGUUGCCGUAGCGCCACUUACCAUCAAUCAAGCUCGCGAACGUGUCGUUGAUUUUUCGAAACCAUUUAUGACCACCGGAAUAAGUAUCAUGAUUAAGAAACCAGAGAAACAGGAAUUCAAUGUUUUCUCGUUCAUGCAACCUUUGGGAACGAAUAUUUGGUUCCUCAUACUGUGCUCAUAUGCUGGCGUAUCACUUACUAUAUUUCUAGUGAGCUCCUUCAGUCCCUAUGAAACACGUACAGAAGCGGAAUCACCGACCCAACUUUCGUUGUACAAUAGUUUAUGGUUCACUUUAUCAUCGUUCAUGCAACAAGGUACCGAUAUAUUGCCCAGGGCACCAUCUGGACGGAUCGCCAGUAGUGCAUGGUGGUUUUUCACGCUUAUCAUUGUUUCCUCAUACACUGCAAACUUAGCGGCAUUCCUGACCCUAGAGAAGAUGACUCCGCCAAUUGAAUCGGUCGAUGAUCUGGCUGCUCAGAAAAGAAUCCUUUAUGGAAUUGUUAAAGGUGGCUCAACAGAGGAAUUUUUCAAGGAAUCAGCAGUACCCAUUUAUAAAAAAAUGUGGAGUUUCAUGUACGAUACGUAUACUCAGCAACUUCGUGCACAGCAACAUCCUAAUAUCUCAGAUACUGUAAUGGCGAACACGUAUGCUGAGGGAAUUGAAAAAGUGCGCCGGAGCAAGGGACAGUAUGCAUUCCUACUGGAAGAAACGGCCAAUGAAUACGAAAACACUCGAAAACCAUGUGAUACUAUGAAAGUUGGUGCUAAUUUGAAUUCUUUGGGAUAUGGAGUUGCAACCAAGAUUGGUAAUCCUCUCAGAGAAAGCAUUAAUUUCGCGAUAUUAUACUUGCAUGAGAAGGGUGAACUGAAACGACUAGAAAAUAAAUGGUGGUAUGACCGAGGUCAAUGUGAUCAAGGAAUGUCGAUGUCUCCGGAAGGGGGUAAUAGUGCCAGUUUAACUCUCAGCAAAGUUGCUGGGAUAUUUUACAUUCUAUGUGGCGGCAUGAUAUUGUCAAUGGCAACUGCCUUUGUCGAAUUUUUGUAUCGUUGCAAGCUGGAACGAUGCGAAACUGCAAGAAAGAAUCAUUUACGACGGAAGACUUUGAGCAGUGGCAACGAUCAUUCACAAAAGCGCUCAAGAUCUGCUGAAUUAUGA
Molecule: messenger RNA, 1917 nt
Organism: Loa loa (African eye worm)
Lineage: Eukaryota; Metazoa; Nematoda; Chromadorea; Rhabditida; Onchocercidae
Product: glutamate receptor 2
Exons: 13
Coding region: 1-1917 (638 amino acids)
Biological process (GO): modulation of chemical synaptic transmission; monoatomic ion transport; synaptic transmission, glutamatergic
Cellular component (GO): postsynaptic membrane; plasma membrane
Molecular function (GO): transmitter-gated monoatomic ion channel activity involved in regulation of postsynaptic membrane potential; glutamate-gated receptor activity
Source: RefSeq, a predicted model, not a curated record